UAAAUGCACCUCCGGCGUCAUGUUGAAAGCAACAGCAGACCUCUGGUGAGACUUGUACUCUGGUACAGGGCAGCCUGAUCCGAAGUACUUUAUUCACUACCCAUCAAAACACAGGCAACACAGGAGGUACAGACAGACAGAGAGUACAGCAUCGACUCGCUGGGCUGUGAAGGUACUAGUACAGCCUGCCUCUACCUGCCCUCAGCUGCAUGGCGGUGCCAUUAAGACUGCUGGUUCUAUGCUGGGUGUUAGGAGCAGGGCGUAGUCAGAGCUCUCCACCAUGGUUCCAGAACAUCACUACCAACCUGUUUAACUCUUCUGGAGACAUCCUCCUCGGGGGGCUCUUCCCCAUCAACGAGCUCACCAGCAACCUGAGCCACAGAGUGAAGCCGGACAACAUUAGCUGUGACAGGAUUAAUGAGCAUGGGCUAGGUAUGGCCCUGGUGAUGAAGUACACAGUGGAUGAGAUCAACGCCAACUCCACCCUACUCCCUGGCAUCAGGCUGGGCUAUGAGAUCUUCGACACCUGCAAGCAGUCUGCCGUCAUCGUGAAGCCCACACUCCUCUUCCUCACUGAGGACUCCACCCGAGAGCUGGCCGUCAUGUGUAACUACACAGACUAUGUGACCCGUGUGGCGGCUGUCAUCGGCCCAUCCACCUCAGAGAUGGUCUCAGUCAUAGGAAAACUAUUGGGAUUCUUCCUCAUGCCACAGAUCAGCUACCUCGCAACUAGUGACAUGUUCAGUGACAAGAGUAUGUACCCAUCGUUCCUGCGCACCGUGCCCAGUGACAAGAGGCAGGUGGAGGCCAUGGUGUAUCUGCUGAACAGGUUCCAGUGGAACUGGGUGGCCGUGGUGGGCAGUGAGGAUGAGUACGGACGCCAGGGCCAGCGCCAGUUCUCCACCCUGGCAGCAAGGAGCUCCAUCUGUGUGGGCUACGAGGGGUUAAUCCCUUUGUACCGUGACCCACAGCCAGUGGUCAGAGAGAUCCUGGACCGCAUCGCAGAGGCCAAGGUGGGAGUGGUGGUGGUCUUUUCCCUCUCCCAGCCUGCCAGAGCCUUCUUCACUGAGGUGAUCAGGAGGAAUCUGACAGGUGUGUGGGUGGCCAGCGAUGCGUGGGCCCUGCACAGAGACGUAUCAACUCUCCCAAACAUCCACACUGUGGGCACUAUCAUUGCCUUCGCAGUCCAGAGCCAGACCCUGGCCCUGCUCACACCCUACACCAGUGAACUCUUCUCCAGGAUCAGAGAGGAGAGGGCCAGGCAGCCCUCACCAGAUACAGAGUCAACCCGUGGUAUGAACCAGUGCCCAGACUGCUGGAACCUGUCCCCAGACAACGUACGUCUAGUGACAGAGCCCACACUGCUAAGGUCAGCUUUCAGUGUCUAUGCUGCCAUCUACAGCGUUGCACACGCACUGCACAAUCUGCUCGGGUGCAAUGCCAACAGUUGCCCGAGGGGCGCUAAAAUCAAAGUCUAUCCCUGGCAGCUGUUGGAGGUGCUGAAGAAGGUAAAUUUCAGUCUAAAUGGAAGUCAUUUUGAGUUUGACAGUAAUGGAAACCCAAACAUUGGCUACAACGUACUCCAGUGGGUCUGGAGAAACAACAGUCUGAGCUUCAAAGAUGUCGGCAUGUUCUAUAAGAACCUGUCAAUUAACAACACCCUCAUCCAAUGGCAUACAGGCAGUACUAAGGCCCCUGAGUCUACCUGUUCCUCUGAGUGUGGCCCUGGCCAGGUGCGCAGAGUGAAAGGCUUCCAUUCCUGCUGCUAUGACUGUAUUGAAUGUUUACCGGGCACCUUCCAGAAUGGCACAAUGGACAUCCAGUGUACCCAGUGUCCAGAUGGCCAGUGGUCCCUGGUACGUAGCACCAACUGCACCGAGCCUACCUUUGACUUCCUGACCUGGAGCCAGCCUGAGUCUCUGGGGUUGCUGCUGGCCAUGCUGGUGCUGCUGGUCUGUCAGGGGGCUGUAGGGGUCCUUCUCCUGCAGCACCGGGGGUCUCCACUGGUGAGAGCCUCCGGGGGGGCCCUGGGUGGUGUGGCCCUCCUCAGCCUGAUGGGGAGCUGUGCCUGCCUGCUGCUGUUCCUGGGCCAGCCGGGGGAGCUGGUGUGUCGUCUGCAGCUGCCCCUCAGCUCUAUUUUCCAAACGGUCACCCUGUCCACCAUCCUAGCCAUCUCACUGCAGAUUGUGUACGUGACAGAAUUCCCUGGCAAGGCUCCUUUUCAUCUGGAUACACUGAGAGGCCCUGGAGGCUGUCUGCUAGUAUUGGCCUGCUGUGGAGUGCAGGCAGGGAUCUGUGGGUACUAUGUCCAGGAAGGGCCCUCUCUAUCCCAGUACCUGGCCAAGAUGAAGGUGACCUUUGUGAGGAAGUUCCUGCGAUGCCCUGUGGAACCCAUUUUAGGUCUGGGCCUGAUGCAGGGGUUCAAUGGCCUCCUCGCCCUCACAUCCUUCAUGUGCACCUUCAUGUCUGUGAAGAGCGUUCGACAGUACAACCUGGCCAGAGAUAUCACCUUCUCCACCCUGACCUACUGUGUGGUUUGGGUGGUCUUCAUCCCCAUCUACACCGGUCUGAAUGACAAAGACCGCUCCAUCGUUCAUGUGUCUGUCAGUUUUCUCAGUAACAUGGGGCUGAUGGUGGCCUACUAUCUGCCAAAAUGUCACCUGCUGCUGAAGAAACCUGAGCUCAACAGAGAAGAGCACUUUCGUACCUUCCUCGAGGAGGCUGAAGCAACUCCUCAGGAGGUGCAUGACCAGGGACCUGCAGAGGAAGAACAGGGAUCUGCAGGGGAUGGACAGGGAUCAGGGAAGGGACAGGGAUCAGGGGAGGGGCAGGGAUCAGGGAAGGCACAGGGAUCAGGGGAGGGGCAGGGAUCAGGGAAGGGACAGGGAUCAGGGGAGGAGCAGGGAUCAGGGGAGGGGCAGGGAUCAGGGAAGGGCCAGGGAUAA
Molecule: messenger RNA, 2945 nt
Organism: Oncorhynchus keta (chum salmon)
Lineage: Eukaryota; Metazoa; Chordata; Actinopteri; Salmoniformes; Salmonidae
Product: taste receptor type 1 member 3-like
Exons: 9
Coding region: 210-2945 (911 amino acids)
Biological process (GO): G protein-coupled receptor signaling pathway; sensory perception of umami taste; sensory perception of sweet taste
Cellular component (GO): membrane
Molecular function (GO): G protein-coupled receptor activity
Source: RefSeq, a predicted model, not a curated record